Molecule: messenger RNA, 963 nt
Organism: Entelurus aequoreus (snake pipefish)
Lineage: Eukaryota; Metazoa; Chordata; Actinopteri; Syngnathiformes; Syngnathidae
Product: gastrula zinc finger protein XlCGF17.1-like
Exons: 1
Coding region: 1-957 (318 amino acids)
Biological process (GO): regulation of transcription by RNA polymerase II
Cellular component (GO): transcription regulator complex; PcG protein complex
Molecular function (GO): RNA polymerase II cis-regulatory region sequence-specific DNA binding; DNA-binding transcription factor activity, RNA polymerase II-specific
Source: RefSeq, a predicted model, not a curated record
AUGAAAACACACACUGGUGAAAAACCUUUUACUUGUUCAAUCUGUGGUGAAAGUUUUACACAAAGUCAACAUUUGAAAGUACACAUGAGAGCACACACUGGUGAAAAACCUUUUUCCUGUUCAAUCUGUGGUAAAGGUUUUACACAAAGUCAAGAUUUGAAAGUACACAUGAGAACACACACUGGUGAAAAACCCUUUUCCUGUUCAAACUGUGGUAAAGGUUUUACACGAAGUCACUAUUUGAAAGUACACAUGAGAAGACUCACUGGAGAAAAACCUUUUUCCUGUUCAAUCUGUGGUAAAGGUUUUACACUUAGGCAAUCUUUGAAAACACACAUGAGAACACACGCUGGUAAAAAACCUUUUUCCUGUUCAACCUGUGGUAAAGGUUUUACACAAAGUAACAAUUUGAAAGUACACAUGAGAACACACACUGGUGAAAACCCCUUUUCCUGUUCAACCUGUGCUAAAGGUUUUAAACUAAGUCAAGAUUUGAAAGUACACAUGAGAACACACACUGGUGAAAACCCUUUUUCCUGUUCAACCUGUGGUAAAGGUUUUACACAGAGUAACAAUUUGAAAGUACACAUGAGAACACACACUGGUGAAAACCCCUUUUCCUGUUCAACCUGUGGUAAAGGUUUUACACAAAGUCAACAUUUGAAAGUACACAUGAGAACACACACUGGUGUAAAACCUUUUUCCUGUUCAACCUGUGGUAAAGGUUUUACACAAAGUCAACAUAUGAAAGCACACAUGAGAACACACACUGGUGUAAAACCUUUUUCCUGUUCAACCUGUGGUAAAGGUUUUACACAAAGACAACAUAUGAAAGCACACAUGAGAGCACACACAGGAGAGAAAGUGUUGAGUUGUAGUGUGUGUGGUGAAAGAUUCUCUUAUAAGUACCAGUGUAAGAAACACAAGUGUGCUGGUGAGAACAGCAGCAGCAAAUGAAACUGC